Molecule: messenger RNA, 1500 nt
Organism: Didymodactylos carnosus
Lineage: Eukaryota; Metazoa; Rotifera; Eurotatoria; Philodinida; Philodinidae
Source: the annotation of a GenBank genome assembly
AUGGUAUGGUUAAGUAAUUCACAUACAAAUCAAAUCGAGGUGAAAACACUGUUUCAUGAUUAUAAAAAUUACAAUAUUCGAUUUGGAAUAAUAAAUAUCGAUUCAAGAUGGGCAACGGGUUUUAAUACGUUUGUAUUUAAUAGUCACAAUUUUUCAGAUCCCAAACAAUUACUUGAUGAAAUACGCGCCGAUAAUGUCAAAAUUGUAUUAUGGAUGACAUCAUUUGUUGAUGUCGACUCGCCUAAUUAUGAAUAUGCUCAAACACACGGAUAUUUAUUCAACAAAACAAUAAAAUGGUGGCAUGGAGAAGGUCGACUUCUCAAUUAUUUCAAUCCUGAAGCUGUUGAUUGGUGGCAUCAGCAAAUAAGCAAUUUAACAAAAGCAGUUGGUCCUAUUCAUGCAUUUAAAGCUGAUGGUAGUGAUCCUUAUAUUAUUGAACUUUUGGAUCCAAAUAUCACAUGGUUAAAAUAUCGUACAGCUUAUUAUAAUGAUACAUUUCAAAUUUUACGUCAACUUGUUGGUGAUGACGCGUUAAUUAUGUCACGACCAGUUGAUGCAGAUUUAGAUUUUUCACCACGUGAUGUUGUCUUUAUGGGUUGGGUAGGAGAUGAAGAUGGAACAUAUAAAGGUUUACAAACAGCUUUACGUUAUAUGCUUGAAAGUGGUAGACGUGGCUAUGUCGGUUUUGGUUCAGAUAUUGGUGGUUAUCGUGCUGAUCCCAAUGCAACAUUAGGUAGAACAAAAGAAUUAUUUUUACGAUGGACAGCAAUUGGUGCAUUAUCUUCAUUUAUGGAAAAUGGUGGCAAUGGUGAACAUCGUCCAUGGAUAUUUGACAAUGAAACAGUUGAGAUUUAUCGUUCUUGGGUUAAUCUACAUUAUUCAAUUGUUCCAUAUUUAUAUACGUUUGGUACAAAAGCAGCAAUGAGUGGAAAAGGCACAUUAAUGAUGCCGUGUGAUGAUAUUGAAACAUUUUUAAAAUAUACCUAUUUUCUUGGACCUAGCUUUUAUGUAGCACCCGUUUUUAAAGAUCCAAAACCGAAUGAUACUGAACGUGUUUGGCUACCAAAAUCAUCGAAAGGUGGUUGGAUGAAUAUAUUUGAUUUGAAAACAUAUAGUGGUAGUCACUUUAUUGAUCAAGAUGUUAGUCGAUUAGAUCAAAUUCCACUUUAUGUUGAAAAUGGUCAGAUUAUUCCAAUGUAUGAUUUUAACUGGAAUAAAAAUCCAUUAGAUGAACCAUUGAACGCGUUUAAAUUUGUGUUAUGGGGAGAACCACAAGAAACAAAAACAAAUCAAUCAUUAAUAACACGAGAUGGACAAGAAUGGUUACUAGAAUUAAAUCGUUUGAGUUUAACAUCAUAUAGUUUAACAACAAAAUUCAUCAAAUCAUAUAAGCAACAAGGACAGAUCUGGACAUGGAAAUUUUGUCAUCAAAAAUUAUGCACAAAAUCAAAUAUUCGACUAGAAAAUAAUUCACAAUUAUAUUUACAUAAACAUACCUAA